UGCUCCGCUUGCGCAGCAGCGUGUCGCGUCGCGACAGCUCCGAGGGAUCCCGUCGGGUGGCAUCGCGUCGUCGGAAGCCCCGCCAAGUCUCUCUCUCGGGCGAGGGAGCGGCGGUGCCCUGCGCGGCGAGUCUGGUCGUGUGUAAUAAAAGUCGCGUGAGCGUAAUCGCGGGCGGAAGGAAAGAGGAGAGAGAAAAGGAAGGAAGGAAGGAAAAAAAAGGGGGGAGGAGUUCGCGUGUCGAAAAAUCCGUCGUCUCUCGCGCCACGUUCGCGUCGUCCUCUCUUGGGAUCCUCGCGGAAGAUGGCUCCGUCGUGCUUCGAAGUCAUCCUCGUCGGCUUCAUCCUCGUGCUGCCGUUUCUGUACGAGACCAGCCGCACCUUCCGCUACUACCUGAAGUUCCUCAUUUACUAUAGCAUCGUGAUGAUGAACGCGGUCCUGCUCAUGCCCGUCCUCUCGCUGCGGCCCGGCAACGUCAAGAACUACGUACUGGCGUCAUCGGUAUGCCAUCACAUUAGCACUCUGCUAGGUCUGCGAUGGGAACUGCGCGGAAGGGAGCACUUGGAGAAGGAUAGGGCUUGCAUAAUUGUGGCGAAUCACCAGAGCUCGCUCGACGUAUUGGGGAUGUUCGACCUUUGGCCGGUGAUGGACAAAUGUACCGUCGUCGCCAAGAAGGAGCUCUUCUACGCGUGGCCCUUCGGCCUGUCCGCCUGGUUAUGCGGUAUGAUUUACAUCGACAGAAUGAACUCCGAGAAAGCGCGAUCCGCCCUCAACACCGCCACGAAGGAGAUCGCGGAUAAGAAGAUCAAGCUGUGGAUAUUCCCCGAGGGCACCAGGCACAACACCGGUGAGAUACAUCCGUUCAAGAAGGGUGCCUUCCACGUCGCGAUCAGGUCGCAGUUACCCAUACUACCGGUCGUAUUCUCCUCUUAUUAUUUCUUAUCCGCGGAAGAGAAGAGAUUUGAUCCCGGACGCAUUCUCGUGACGACAUUGCCGCCCAUCUCAACUGAGGGACUCGGUACGGACGACGUGGAAGAGUUAAUGGAAAAGACACGAAGUGCUAUGUGCGAGGUAUUUCACGCGACGAGUCGCGAGGUUCAGCAAUCCCUUCCUGUCCGGUAAGACGUACAACGAAUGAUAAUUACUGGGAACGAAUUCGUCUUUCUAAAAAAACAAGAAAAAAAAAUAUGAACGAAUAUACUUCUUCUACAAGGAUAUUAGCGAAUAAGCCUCCACGCGGGAACCAAAGACUAAGCGUCCAAACAGCUAACGUUCUCUUGUGUUAUUGGUAACAUAUAAUAUUCUAUAAUUUAUAAUAUCCUAUUUUAAUGUCUCUCCAACUUAGAGAAAGUCGAUAGCGUCAAAUUUUGUAUCGUGUCCCGUCUACGUUCUUCUCGUUUCUUAAUUUAUUUCUUAAUUUAUAUAUUCAGUUAUCGCAUAAAUCGUGCGAGAAUUUAGACGGUUCUUCAGUAAGUUGCUAGUGACUAAGUUAUCGAGUAAUCUUUAUUGUUGGUGUACAAUAUGUCAUUUUGCGACACGCGGUGAAAGCUUAUGGACGAUUUGGUUGCUGCACAGAACGAACGUUUUAAGUUUAAAGACAAGCAUUUUGCAGCGAAAGGGAAAAAAAAAUACGCGUGGUAAAAUAAGUAUACAUCAGCCAGAAAAGGGUUGUGCACGCGUCGCUGACGAAUUAUAAAUAUCGUUCUUAAUUAAAUAGAUGUAAUUUGAAAGAGAGAAAUCGCAUACGGUAUACUCUUUACCGUGAACGCGAGGGCAGUGAAAAAGGAGAAAGACAAAAAGGACUUUCGAUAUGUUUAUCAUGAUUUUUCGUAGAGUUACGAAUUGUAAAUAUGAUUCGUUAGAAUGCAUUUUUUAUAUAAAUUAUGGAAACAUUGUUAACGUUUAUACUUGACGGUUUGUACUAAAUUCCAUUAGAUAUACUUUGCUAUGUAUAAGAUACGCUUGUACAUUCCCACUCGUCUGUUUUAUGCUUCCACUUGUUUCCAUAUGAUUGUCUGUAAAGUGAUUAUAGGGUACAUAUAAUUAUAGGAGAAAUGCACUUUUUUAAUUUCAAUAUCAAAUAUCUAAAAAGAGAAGAAACAUUUCAAUGCAACGUUUUUUCGGGCGACUAUCCUGAAAUGUAGGUAUAUAUUUCCCUCUCAAGUACGAAAUGUAAUUUAAACUUUGGUUGUUAAUCGACUCGUCAUUGUAAAUCGAGAUAACUGUUCAUAAUCAGAUAAUAAGAGAAAUAAUAUUUUAAUCGAAAGAUAAUAUAUAUUAAAUCUUCGAGGCACAUUAUAAUCACAUUGUGCUGCAAUUAUGUACAUACGUUUUCACCUACGAUUAGUUACGAUCGCGAUACUGCGAUAAUGCAUGGUAAAUCUUUUCGACAUUGAACUUUAGUCCAUGAGCAUUCCUCGGACGAUUUAUUUGCACUUUUAAUUGCAUGGUAACUCCUCUAUUGUCUAUAUAUAACGCGGACGAAAAAUACUGCAUCCUAUAUGGACAUUAAGGCAACAUCUUACUUUUACAUUAUUUUCCAAAUGGCGAUUGUGUUCAGUUUAGCGUAGUUUACAUAAUGUUUUUCUGCUAAUAUCUUCUCAGCAACAUUUUUUUAAUGCGACUGAUAGCACUAGUGAUAGCUGAACCAAAAAAAAAUAUUGUUGGCAAGAAAGCAUUACGCAAAUUGCGCUUAUAUUUUUCUUCCAAGAGAGUUCGUUGCUAGGAUUCAGAAAUGUAAGACAUCAAAUUUCGCAUUUGGUGUCUCGUUCUCUUGAUAUUGUACGAGAAAAGAAUGCGUUUGCUGUAGAAAUCAUAAACGCUUGCUCACGGCCGCAAACUCCAGGCUAUCGCGUAUCAACGAUCAAAUAUAUAACGAUCUACGCGAUGAUUCAAUCGUUUGCGCGACUUCCGCAUUGUGUUACCGUUUAUAUUCGGCAUCAAAUAUCAAUCUUCUUGUGAGCUGCAACGAUCACACGAUAGACGUAGCACAAUCCGAGCAAUGCUAGAGUUGGUUUCGUUUAAAAUGAGAGUAAUAUAUUGACUUUCAGUAGCCUAUAAUUUUUAAAUGGAUAUACUCAAGCGGAGAGCUUAUGUUUUAGCGUAUUAUACAAACACAGAUGUUUUAAGAUUUCGAUUAUCUGAUCAGUCAAAUGUGACCUAAACUAUCAACGCGAACACACAUUUUUAAUUUUAAUUGUCACGUAAAUCGAAAAGACAUUUUUUGGGAAAACUGUAAUCUUGGUUUUUAAAUUCUUUGUCCUUUCGUGCUUACGGUUCACGUUAACGUGAUCGUAUGCCAUCUUGGGCAGCUGAUUAGUCACAAUAAAUGCAAAACAAAUGCGUAACACGCAUUGAUUUUCAAAAUUUAAUUUGUAUUACUUUACGAAUGUGAACGGUUCAACACAUACGGUGACAUGUAUCUUUUUAAGUGUAAUUUUUAGACUAUGUAAGACUCCGCGUACAUUCUUCUCGUUGCGGCUGUUAUGUUAUUUAUUAUUAUUAUUAUAUAUAUUAUUAUAUAAGAUAUUCGUCAUGAUGAUUAAGUUGCAGGACUAUUUUUAUAUUAUGACCAAAAAAAUGUCUCGAGAUAUAUAGGCCAUUGCGAAAUCUUGUUUACAUCCGUUUUUCUCGGAUAUUUCUUAGUCUCGAAAAGACGUUUCGAUAAUAACGUAUUAAUACACGAAAGCGUCGCGACAUUGCGAUAUCCGAUAGAAAAGAAACGUAAUCUACGAAGGAUUUGGAAAUUUCGAGACCUCGUGUUAAUCGAACGUAUUAUAUAGAUGUAAUCAAGUAAACAUUCGGAAACUCUUUCGUACGAAUCGCGUCGCGUGUUAUCUUCCUGAUAAAUAAAAAGAAAACGCACAAUUUUCAAUCGUACGCUGUUAACGCUGCGUCUCUAAUGUAUGUACGAUUUCUAUAGCGUAAUCGAAUAAUAUUUCGUGCAUAGACAAUUUGAAGUGAAGUUUUUGCCAUUUAGAAACCUGAGAAAUAAAAAAAUAACUUUCUUUUUUGAAUUUACGAGUAUUGUCGACGUCUGUUUUCCUUCUCGAGAAUAGUAUAAGUUAAUAGCAUAAGUUUCAUUAUCAAUUUAUUGAUGUGUGCCGCGUUAAUUAUUUAUUGCGUGACGAUUAAAUUGCAGAUACGUAAAGACUAUCUGCGAUUCAUUGAAAAUCGCGCUUACAAAUAUCUCCAAUGAUACUACAUUUGACGAGAACGUCGUCCACCAAAGAUUUAUCAUCUCAGUGCCAAUUUGCAAAAAAAAAAGAGAAGAAACGGCUGUCGCACGAUAGUUUCAUAGGCUUUGCAUUAUUCUUAAGUAGACACGGAAGUGUAGAUUUGAGUUUUUUUUUUUUAAACUGCAAGUGCAUUGAUUGAUGGUUUUACGAGAGAACGUUAUGUAAAGCUAGCGUAGCUUAUUAUUCCAAAGAGUUUUGUACUUGGGCUGUGCAUUUGUCAUUAUGUAAUAUUAAUAUAAAUCGAUUGACCAUGGUAUUCGAUUGAACUUAACGAACAUUAAAUGACAUUCGCAAACAGCAGAGAAUUCAACCAACUGUUGUAUCCCGUAUGUCAUAAUAAAUCUUUCAUUUGUCUGCGAAGCGAGAUCCACAGUUGAUCGAGCUUGUUCAAGAAUGUUUUGUAUAUUACAUCGAUUACAAGAUAAUCACAAUGUAAAUUAAAGAAUGGUUUGCAAAGUUGCAAGAGCAGAUAAUAAAGAUACCUGAUUUUAGUUAA
This is a messenger RNA of Wasmannia auropunctata (little fire ant), 4731 nucleotides long. It is a transcript of the gene Agpat1, whose product is annotated as 1-acyl-sn-glycerol-3-phosphate acyltransferase alpha. The coding region runs from base 301 to 1119 and encodes 272 amino acids. Gene Ontology annotation, biological process: phosphatidic acid biosynthetic process. Gene Ontology annotation, cellular component: membrane; endoplasmic reticulum. The record is from RefSeq and is a predicted model, not a curated record. Gene Ontology annotation, molecular function: 1-acylglycerol-3-phosphate O-acyltransferase activity. Lineage: Eukaryota; Metazoa; Arthropoda; Insecta; Hymenoptera; Formicidae. The transcript has 4 exons.